CAUAGGGACAGUACAUGCAGCUUAUGCUUACUUUUCAGUCAGAGCGUGAUCACGCAUCAAGACCAUCAUCGCCAAGUCCAUUGACUAGUGUCUGGCUCUUUUGAACGCUUACUCGACCCUACUCGAGCCAUGACUCUCCCGCAAGAGCUGCUCGACAACAUCCUGGACAAUCUGUGUGAUGACCUUGAGUCUCUUAAGCACUGCGCCCUCGCAUACUCGUUGCUCCGCGCCACCAGCCAACGUAUCCAAUUCCGUCGCGUCGUUUUGGGCCCAGCGCCCUCCGGCAGACCUACACCGUGCUUUCGGUUCUUCGUGCUUCUUACGGAAUCGCCACACAUUAGUCUCCACGUCAAAUCCCUCGUCAUAAUGGACCGCAAACCGUUCUCGUGGCACACAUGGCCGAAGACCAUACCGUGGAUUGUUACCGAGCAAACUCUCCCUCUGCUCCUCGCCAAGCUCACGCCGAAUCUCACGGCGUUCCACAUGCAUACACGGAGUCCGUGGGGACGGAUAGCCGAGACCCGCGCCCUCCAUGCAGCUCUGCUCCACGUACUGGCUUCCCCCAAGCUGUCGUAUCUACAAUUCAAGGACGUCUCGCCUCCUGCCUCGUCCAUUCUCCUCGCGCCGGGCCUGAGGGGCCUGCUACUGAGUAACGCCGAACUUCUGGAGGACUGCCGAAGCCAUACCCCUGCCGGUGCGUCGCGUGCUAUCCAUCGGAUCGGACUCAUGGGAAAGCAUCUGGAUUGGAUUACCAGUCCACAGUGUCCGCUGGAUUGGCGCCUGCUCAGAAAGCUCCGUGUAUCGUCGGACCAUACGAAGCCCCAUACGAAGGCGCUGCAGCUGGUGCUGGACCGAUGCGCGCAGUCGCUGACCGAAUUCGAGUUCUUCCCGGCACAUCCGUUGUCUCUGCCUCGGCCGCUACCCAGCCUGAGCCUCAGCAAGAGCGCCGUUCUGCGGCGUCUUUGCGUGUAUCUCGUAUGCGGGCAAGAACAAGACAAGACCGUGGUCGACUGGUUCGUGCCCCUCCUCGACAGCCUCGAUCCCGCCGCGCCCAUCAUGCUAGUCACGAUCCACUUCGAGGCGUGGGACUACGCCGGUACCAUGGGGGACCGGUACGACUGGACGGCCUUCGAUGAAUGUCUGACGCGAGUCGUUGAACGGAGGUGGGCCCGCGUGCUCUUCAGAUGCGCUGGGUCCGGUACAUAUCCGACUGCCGGUGAGUUCCCUCAGCUGUGGACUACCGGCCGUCUGCACAUCGAGAAAAGCUCCGAGGAGCUCGAUGAGCUGCAAUAUGCAGCUUUCUAGACGCGGUAUGCAUGGACGGCGGAUUUCUCCAUAGUACAAUUGCGACCGGGACAGAAUAAUCGCGCAGUCCAAAUGGCACGUGAGCAAGGAUCAUGACCGAAUUUCACUCCGUUUUCGGGGGAAUAAUUCGUUUUUUUUUACUGUAGACAAGCCCCGAUCUGUGCUUAGAUGUCCAUAAAAUCGGUUGUAAUGAUCAACUGAGACCACCACACUUCGCACAAGACCAACUUCACUCUAUUUCUCAAGCAACUGAUCUGUUGUGGACCGUCUCUUACUCGAUCCUGCGGAGGGGGAAAUGGUCAUUUUUGGACCAAGAUCUACUCUGUUCCGGAUGGAAAUAUGCCUGAGUGACGGAGACCUAAAUACACCCUAUUUUCCCCAAAUCUUCAGUUCAUUCGUAGCCCCAUCUCAAGAUGUCAUGCCUGCCCCACAGUUCGCUAAUCUUGAAAUUUGAGGCUGGUUUCUCUGGUGGACUGGGCUGGGCCGG
Messenger RNA from Mycena citricolor, 1792 nucleotides. NCBI's taxonomy places the organism in Eukaryota, Fungi, Basidiomycota, Agaricomycetes, Agaricales, Mycenaceae. The record is from the annotation of a GenBank genome assembly.